Messenger RNA from Carica papaya (papaya), 2824 nucleotides. Its product is annotated as pentatricopeptide (PPR) repeat-containing protein. Gene Ontology annotation, molecular function: RNA binding; zinc ion binding; protein binding. Lineage: Eukaryota; Viridiplantae; Streptophyta; Magnoliopsida; Brassicales; Caricaceae. The record is from RefSeq and is a predicted model, not a curated record. Gene Ontology annotation, biological process: RNA modification.
GUGUUAGUAUGAGGAGCUUUCUUUUCCCGCCAACGUAAUCUUGUGUUACUUCUGUACAGGCAGUGCGGAUGACCAAAUUCAUUCAUGUCUCCAGAGGGACACUUAGAUUCAACAAUCCUCUUUAUUUAGUUUUCUAAAUCCACUUACUCUUAAUUUCUAAUGAACAACCCAUAUCACCCUUCUGUCGCUUCUCGCUCAGAUCUCUACGCUUGUCUCCUCCAAAAAUGUCUUAAAUCAAAUGAUUCAUUUUCUGGGCAAUCAAUUCAUGCUCGAAUUGUCAAAUCUGGGCUCAAUUUCAGCGUCUUCUUGAUGAAUAAUCUCAUUAAUUUAUACUCAAAAACUGGCUUUAUCUUUUAUGCACACCAAGUUUUCGAAGAAAUGCCUGUAAAGACUUCAUUCUCAUGGAACACGAUUCUCUCAGCGUAUGCGAAACAUGGUAAGAUAGAAGUAGCCGAAGAGAUUUUCAAAAAAAUACCCAACCGUGAUUCUGUUUCCUGGACUACUAUGAUUGUAGGGCAUAAUCAGAUGGGUGGUUUCAGGAACGCGAUUAGGAUGUUCACAGAAAUGAUUAAGGAUAGAAUUACACCGACCCAGUUCACUAUUACAAGCGUACUUGCAUCAUCUGCUGCAAUGGGAUAUUUGGGUAUUGGUAGAAAGGUUCAUUCUUUUGUUAUUAAGCUCGGACUAAGUAGCUACGUCUCGGUUGCAAAUUCCUUACUAAAUAUGUAUACAAAGUCUGGUGAUCCUCUGAUGGCAAAAGUUGUUUUUGAUAGGAUGAGUGUGAGGGAUAGGUCAAGUUGGAAUGCUAUGAUCUCAUGGCAUAUGCAGGUAGGUGAGAUUGAUCUCGCUCGUUUGCAAUUUGAGCAAAUGGCUGAGCGAGAUAUAGUUACAUGGAAUUCAAUGAUUGCAGGGUAUAAUCAGCAUGGAUAUGAUUUUUAUGCCUUGGACUUGUUUUCAAAAAUGCUGAUGCAUUCUUCUUUGCUACCGGAUAGAUUCACAGUGGCAAGUGUGCUAUCAGCUUGUGCUAAUCUUGAGAAGUUAGAGCUUGGGAAACAGAUCCAUGCUUAUAUUAUUAGAGCCGAGUUGGAUAUCUCUGGGGUGGUGAGAAAUGCUAUGGUCUCUAUGUACGCAAAGUCUGGUGGGGUUGAAACAGCACGAAAAAUUGUUGAACAAUGUCGGAUGUCACAAAUAAAUGUUAUAGCUUUUACAGCCUUACUAGAUGGGUACAUCAAGCUUGGGGAUAUAACCCCUGCCAGACUGAUAUUUGACUCACUGAGAGAUUGUGAUGUGGUUGCAUGGACAGCAAUGAUCGUGGGUUAUGAGCAAAAUGGCCUGUAUAAUGAAGCUUUGAAUCUCUUUAGAUCAAUGAUUAGACAAGGCUCCAAACCAAAUAGCUACACUCUAGCAGCCAUUUUAAGUGUCAGUUCAAGUUUGGCUAAUUUAAAUCACGGGAAAGAAAUUCAUGCAAGUGCAAUAAGAUCAGGAGAAGUGUUAUCUGUUUCUGUGAGCAAUGCUCUAAUUACCAUGUAUGCGAAAGCAGGAAGCAUUAAUGGUGCACAACGAGUGUUUGACUUGAUAUGUUGGAGUAGAGAUACUGUCUCUUGGACGUCCAUGAUUACAGCUUUGGCACAACAUGGUCUUGGAGAAGAAGCUGUAGAGCUAUUUGAGAAGAUGUUGGCUUUAGGGAUAAAGCCUGACCACAUCACUUAUGUUGGCGUGCUCUCUGCCUGCAUUCAUGUAGGAUUGGUUGAAUGGGGCCAUUGCUACUUUAACAUGAUGAAAGACGUACACAAGAUGGAACCCACACCAAGUCAUUAUGCUUGUAUGAUUGACCUGUUAGGCCGUGCUGGAUUGAUUCAAAAAGCGCAUGAGUUUAUAGAAGACAUGCCAAUUGAGCCAGAUAUGGUAGCUUGGGGUUCACUUUUAGCAUCUUGCAAGGUUCACAAGAAUGUGGAGCUGGGUAAAGUUGCAGCGGAAAAGUUGCUUCUCAUUGACCCUGACAACAGUGGUGCCUACUCUGCUCUUGCUAAUUUAUAUUCAUCCUGUGAGAGAUGGGAGGAUGCUGCUAAAAUUAGAAAGAAAAUGAAAGAUGUCGGAAUCAAGAAGGAACAGGGAUUUAGUUGGCUUCAGGUCAAGGACCAAGUGCAUAUCUUUGGUGCUGAAGAUGGGCUUCAUCCACAGAAAGAUGAAAUCUACAAGAUGAUGGCAAAGAUCUGGAAAGAGAUAAAGAAGAUGGGGUUUAUUCCAGACACUGAAUCAGUACUACAUGACCUUGAAGAAGAGGUUAAGGAACAGAUUCUUAGACAUCACAGUGAGAAACUUGCCAUUGCAUUUGGCCUGAUUAGUACUCCCGAGAAUGCUACUUUGAGAGUCAUGAAGAACCUCAGAGUCUGUAAUGACUGUCACUCUGCCAUUAAAUUCAUUUCCAAGCUUGCGGGUAGAGAAAUAAUUGUAAGAGAUGCCACCCGCUUUCACCAUUUUAAGGAUGGCUUAUGUUCUUGUAGGGACUAUUGGUAGGCAUGGAGUGAAAAUAUAGAGACAACUUUCAACAGAGUAUACAAAACGAGUUUCACCUGCAUUAUUAUCUAGUAGUUGAUCCUUGACAGAAGCAGAAUAUGCUCCCAUGAUUCUGUGGCUAACCUGCUGAGUUUGCACCAUAAUGAUUUCAACCUUUACAGCCUUCAAUUCGAAUUGUAAUUUAUGGCUAUCUAUGAAGGACUUUGGACACACACCUGUUAAUAUUUCUGUGUAUCUUUCCGCGGCUUUAAUUUGGUGAUUGCAGAGCAAUUUUCUGCUACACCGAAUAGUUUCAACAGAAGUGCAA